This is a messenger RNA of Helobdella robusta, 2526 nucleotides long. RefSeq lists its product as hypothetical. Gene Ontology annotation, biological process: inner dynein arm assembly; cilium movement involved in cell motility. The annotation marks the transcript as partial. Gene Ontology annotation, molecular function: dynein heavy chain binding; dynein light chain binding. The record is from RefSeq and is a predicted model, not a curated record. NCBI's taxonomy places the organism in Eukaryota, Metazoa, Annelida, Clitellata, Rhynchobdellida, Glossiphoniidae. The transcript is spliced from 21 exons. Gene Ontology annotation, cellular component: inner dynein arm.
UUGAUCCCGCUGUUUCUGACCAUACGGACCCAGGAGCAGUUCGGAUUGGUCACGGACGAGCACGUGACUCAGGAUGACCCCCAGAAGCUGCUCCUAAAAACGGACAUUCUGGACGACGUGGAGAAAUACGGAGAUACCAGCGAUUUCUACAACGUCAGGAAAUAUAUAAUGGAUUACCCGGAAGAGGAUAUGUUGAUCGUGUACGAUCCGGAAUUCAAGUACGGACAGAAUUUCGUCAUCGCCGUGUCCGUUGAGGCCAAGUUUCUCAUAUCUAAGGUGAUGAUGAUGAUGAUGAUGACGAUGUUGGAAUUGAUGAUGAUGAUGAUUAUGAUGCAUUACGAGCCUCCAGAACCAAGGGAGUGGGUGAGUCUCGGAUCGGAGAAGGAGAUAAACAUGUGGGCUGUUCACGCACAUCGGAGCAAGGUAAACAUUUUACUGAAACGGAAAUGGUCAUUUUUCGGAUUGGGAUACAAUUUUACGGAUGUGGACGCCUUUGAAGACAGAACCAACUGCGUCGAUAUCAUCCACGACUAUCCAUCUAGCCAUCCAUCCAAACCAUCCAUCCAUCCAUCCGAACCAUCCGUCCAUCAGGCUGUGCCGGAAGUCUGCAGUCGGGAGGUUGACCGGAUGAUCGGGCUGUCGAAGAACGCCAUCGUGCAGUGCCAGGCGAGAGAACUGACGGUCGAAGAGAUCGAGGAGCACCUCUCUUCGGCGCGUAUGAAGGAGUUUCUCCAUGAGGCCAUACCUAAAGUGAACAGAGUGAUUCAGCAGAACAAAACGCUCGACAUGUUCUACGAUGAUUGGAAGCAGCUGAACGUCUCGUACAGCGUUAUCUCUGGAAAGAGUGACAAGCAGCUUAAAGAAUAUCAAUCGUACACAGACCUACAGCACGGCAAAACGCGCACUGUCUCCUGUAUCGCUUGGCAUCCAAGAUUAGCUGGCAUCGUGGCAGUAUCAAUAAUUGAUAGUCUAUCAUUAUAUGAUAGAGUUGACCAGGCCACUAAAUUUAUGAGUAACCCGAAUCUUAUACUGAUCUGGGGUCUAGAUGAUCAGAUGCAUCCAUUGCUAAUCUUGGAAAGUCCAGAUCAAAUCCUCUGCUUCCAGUUCAAUCCCACCAACGACAACUGGAUAGCUGGUGGGUGUUUCAACGGCAUGGUCGUACUAUGGGACAUAAGCUACCAUCAGGAGAAGUUGGCAAUUUCAAGAGCGGGUGCUAAAAAGAAUGUUCUACAGCUGUCUACGGAUUUCGACAAAUCUAAAGUGACCGAAACAGUUCGGUAUUGCGCAGUAUCGAGUAUCGAACACAGUCACUCCCUGCCCAUCACUGAUAUAAUAUGGCUACCUCGCUACCACCAUGUAAGUAAAUUUGGCUACUUAUCAGAAAACAAAACCGAACAGUGCGUCCAAUUGUUAACCUGUUCACCAGACCAAUCAAUAUUAUUCUGGGAUAUCAGAACGCACAAGGAGAGAAUACCACAAGAAAACAAAUCGUCGUGUCAUACAUUGACACCGUCAACUUUCAAACACCUGGAUUACGUGUGGCGACCGUUGCUGAAAGUUUCCACAAUCAAAAAUGAAACCGGAGCAGAUUUCGCUCCCGUCAAAUUCUCCAUAUCUCCGGAUAACUAUCAAAGACCAGUUACUGCUGAUGCAACUGGAGUCAACCAGGGGAACCCGGAGCUUAACAUCUCGACGAAAUUUUAUGUGGGAACUGAGGACGGCGAGGUCCUCUAUCUCGAUUGGUCGCCAACUAAAGACCAAGAGUCGGGGAAAUAUCAAACGCAGAAACCGAUGUUUGCCUUUCAAAUUCACGAUGGGCCGGUGGUUUCCUUGACGAGGUCUCCAUUUUUUCCUAGAGUCGUGUUGAGUGUUGGCGGCCUUUUGUUUGCACUCUGGCGGGAGAACGUCAACACAGGGCCCAUCUUCGUGAGCGGGUCUUCCGCGAAAUAUCUAAAUGGGGGCAUGUGGUCAGGGACGAAGCCCGCGGUCUUCUUCCUCAUUAGGAUAGAUGGAGUCAUUGAGAUAUGGGAUAUGCUGGCAUCAACCCACGAACCCAGCUGGAUACAGAGCAUCUCCGGAUCGUCUCUAACGUCCAUAUGCAUCCUAGCCAAAUCAGCGCGCUUAUUAGCGUUAGGUGACUCGAAUGGAACGUUACAUUUACUGGAACUACCACCGAUAUUUUACAUUCCAAAAAGCAACGAAACGGAAAAGUUUGGUGCCUAUUUAGAAAGUGAAACAAAGAGGCGUGAAUACGUGGAGGCGAGGUGGGCGAUGAGGGACGAAGAACGGGUGCAGAUGGACAUUGCUGCGAAAAUUUUAUCAAAGCCGGUACCUCAGCUAACGGAAGAUGAACUAGAAGCCAGGGAUCGUCUAGAGUAUGAAAAAUAUCUUGAAGAAGAAAUACAAUUUCUGAAGGAACUCGGCAUGUAUGAGGAGGAAGUUGUCGCCACUGCAGCUGUUCGCCCUGCCUCUCUUGGUGGUGGUGGUACCGCUGAGAAACUUAAUACUUCUAUGGCCGUUUCUUAA